ACCACACAUCAGUGGGAGGAUUGGGAGACAGUUUUUACGAGUAUCUCCUGAAGGCCUGGUUGGUGUCGGACCGGACUGACACUGAGGCCCGGAACAUGUAUGACAAUGCUAUAGAAGCCAUUGAGAAGCAUCUCAUCCGGAAGUCUAAUGGCGGCCUGACCUUCAUUGGGGAGUGGAAGAACGGUCACCUGGAAAGGAAAAUGGGGCAUCUGACCUGUUUUGCAGGGGGCAUGUUGGCCCUCGGGGCAGAUGGGUCCCCGGAGGACAAAGCCGGACAUUACCUUCAGCUGGGCGCCGAGAUCGCCCACACAUGUCAUGAGUCCUACGACCGGACAGUGCUGAAGCUCGGCCCUGAAGCGUUUAAGUUUGACGGUGGCGCCGAAGCCGUAGCCGUACGUCAGAACGAGAAAUACUACAUCCUGAGACCGGAGGUGAUAGAGACCUACUGGUACAUGUGGCGCUUCACCCACGACCCCAAAUACCGCAACUGGGGCUGGGAAGCUGCUCAGGCCAUUGAUAAGUACUGCAGAGUGAGCGGCGGCUUCUCAGGUCUGAAGGACGUGUACUCGUCUGCACCCGCGUACGAUGACGUCCAGCAGAGCUUCUUCCUGGCCGAGACGCUGAAGUACCUGUAUCUGCUUUUCUCCAGUGACGACCUUCUACCAUUGGACAACUGGGUGUUCAACACGGAGGCGCACCCCUUACCGGUCAUCCGCAUGGCCAAUAGCACGCUGCCCGGGAACCAUGUGGCACGAUAGGACCAUCAUCCUGGGACCACUUCUUCAGACUGCAGGGGGGCUUUUCAGGACGCCCUCUUUUACAGGACUGGGGUCGAUUCCUCGUUCCUGGGCACAAUUCCAUUAACCUUCAUUUAUUUUAUGUUUUUUCUUUUAAUUUUUUUUCUCUGUUGCCUCCGUUUGCCGCCAGCGAUGUUGGACAGAAGGAAGGAGGCCGAUCACCGACCAAACUGCUCUGCUUGACCAGGCUGCUACUGCAGGGGGGAUGGGGGUAUACUACGGGGCCAAAAAUCCAGGGUUGGGGCUUUUAUGGGGGGGGGGGGGGGGUGCGGAGAUAGUUUCAGGACGAGAUGUUUUAGCUGCACUUUGCAGCAGAUUUGCACUGUCUGGUUUUUAUCCUGCGUCUUGCCAAAGUUUACGUCUGUCCCGGCGGCAACUGAGAAGAGCACGCCACAGCGCCCCCCUCUGGCAGUGACCGGAAAGCUAAGGACAAUUCUUCAUGUCGGGAACAUUACCAGUUGGGGGGAGGGGUCUAUGUCAACCUGUUCCCUCCUCCUCCUACCCUGCUCCCCAGGGUUCCCAGCUCCCCCUUUAAUUUAACUUUUUUGGGGUUUUAGCGGCAUGAGCAACACAACAAGCAGGAGAUUAAAGACAUUGUACAUACA
Molecule: messenger RNA, 1402 nt
Organism: Hyla sarda
Lineage: Eukaryota; Metazoa; Chordata; Amphibia; Anura; Hylidae
Product: mannosyl-oligosaccharide 1,2-alpha-mannosidase IB-like
Biological process (GO): carbohydrate metabolic process; N-glycan processing
Cellular component (GO): Golgi membrane; extracellular exosome; endoplasmic reticulum
Molecular function (GO): mannosyl-oligosaccharide 1,2-alpha-mannosidase activity; calcium ion binding
Source: RefSeq, a predicted model, not a curated record